This is a messenger RNA of Ambispora gerdemannii, 2415 nucleotides long. The record is from the annotation of a GenBank genome assembly. Lineage: Eukaryota; Fungi; Glomeromycota; Glomeromycetes; Archaeosporales; Ambisporaceae.
AUGAUAUACAAUAAACUAAGAAAAGAAACUUUACGCUUUCUGCACAGUUAUUCUCGAAGACCUAAACUACAUGAUUCGCCGGAAAUUUGCCAAACAAAAAAUUCAUUCACUUGUUUAUCUCAGCGGCAUUCUUCUUACAGUGUUAAUACUAAUACUACAAAUCAACAGCUUCCAACUCCAAUAGUCACUUCCAUCAAUGUAGGGCAUAAAAAUCAAGACGAGAUAUUGCGCCUAAUAUUCGACGACCAUGAAGCCUGGAAUUCCUCCUUUUGUACUCGGAACUUAAGUUUUUUCUCAAAUUCACUCACAACAAAGUCGACGGGGUUAUUUCGAAAUCCUGAGUUAACGUCACCACAAGGGUUUCAAGUGGCGGCUGAUAAAGCCUUGAACAAAGCAAAAUUUCUAGUAAAUAGUAUUUGCCUAGCAAGUACGGAAGAAGAAUUGCGCAUGGUGGUAAAGAAUUUGGAUCAAUUGUCAAAUGUAUUAUGCUCAGUGAUAGAUUUGGCGGAAUUUGUUCGGAAUGCUCAUCCAGAUCAAGAAUUUUCGCAAGCGGCAAAUCGUACCUAUGUAUAUUUAUGUUCGUACAUGAACACUUUGAAUACGAAUACCGAAUUAUACAAGGUAUUGAAACGCGUGCUUUCAACACCUAGAAUCUCUUCACAUUUUUCUGACGAAGAGGUGCAAGUAGCCAAUGUGUUUUUACGUGAUUUUGAGAAGUCAGGUAUUCAUCUCCCCUCAUCACAGCGAGAGCAAUAUGUGAAAUUAUCAGACAAGAUUAUUGCACUUGGUUGUAAAUUCGCUCAAACACCUCCAAAUAGAGAAAUUAGACAAAUUGAAGUUUAUCCCGCGUCCCGUCUUGAAGGACUGAAUCCAGAGUACACAGAAAGUGCUAAUUCAAAUCGAAUGGCAAUAUUGCCAACAAAUCAAUGGGAAAUGGUGUUGAAAUACGUGAAAGAUGAGCAAGUGCGAAAAGACAUGUAUAUAGCUGCAAAUUCGGCAUCAAAAUCUCAAAUUGAUACAUUAGAGAAUUUAUUAAGGACAAGAGCAGAAUUAGCCAAUCUUGUAGGCAUGGAGAGUUAUGGUCACAUGUCUCUUAACGAUAAAAUGGUUAAAACACCAGAGAACGUACAAACUUUUUUGCGUACUCUUGCGGAUCAUCAUCGUCCUAAAGCACUCGCGGAUCUCCAACUUCUUCAAAAAGCCAAAGAAAGAUACACGGGCUCAAAAAUUCCAGCAACUUUAAAUGCAUGGGAUCGCGAUUAUUACACCGUUGCCGUAAUGUCACAAUCUUCAGCUCAGCCAUUAGCUCCGAUUUCUCCCUUUUUCUCUGUUGGUUCGGUCAUUCAAGGAUUAUCAAAUCUUUUCUCACGAUUAUAUGGCAUUUCAUUCCAACCCGCCGAAGUUAUGCCUGGUGAAGUGUGGCAUGAAGAUGUUCGGAAAUUGGAUGUGGUCGAUGAGACAGAAGGAAAAAUCGGCACGAUUUAUUGUGAUUUGUUUAAUCGUCAUGGCAAAUUCAAAAAUGCUGCUCAUUACACUGUGAGAUGCUCAAGACGCGUUGAUGUUAAUCACGAUAAUAAUGAAAAUGAUCAUCUCAUCUCUGAUUUAUCAGAACUUAACGAUUUAUCGUCAUUUAAUCGAGGAGUGAAAGUGAAAGGAAAAACCGGACUUUAUCAGUUGCCUGUUGUAGUGUUAAUGUGCGAUUUUGCAAGACCAAGAGGUCGAAAUGAUCCAACUCUACUAAGUUGGGGUGAAGUUGAAACAUUAUUUCAUGAAAUGGGUCACGCGAUGCAUUCGAUGAUUGGUCGAACAGAUUUUCACAAUGUUGCUGGUACCCGAUGUCCUACAGAUUUUGUCGAGUUACCGUCAAUAUUAAUGGAACAUUUUGUCUCAUCACCUCAAGUUCUCGCAACAUUCGCAAAUCACUAUCAGACUCGAGAUCCAAUACCCUUUAAUUUAAUCAAAUCUCACAAAAAAGCACAUUCAACAUUUGCUGCAAUCGACAUACAACUUCAAAUAGUAAUGGCUUUAUUAGAUCAACUUUAUCAUUCAUCACUCGCGACAACCUCGUCUUUUGACACGACAGCAAUUCUAGCUAAUCUACAAGACACGGUCGGACUAUUUCCGUCUGUGCCAAAGACCGCCUGGCAAAUACAAUUCGCGCAUUUAUUUGGAUACGGAGCAGGUUAUUAUAGUUAUUUGUUUGGACAAGUGCUGGCAGGAAAAUUAUGGAAAGAAAUUUUCGAAAAAGAUCCACUAAGUAGAGAAGCUGGGGAAAAGUUUCGUCGAGACGUUUUGCAGUGGGGUGGGUCACGGGAUCCGUGGUUAUGUGUUGGAAACGCGCUCAAUGACGAAAGAAUUAUUGCAGGAGAUAAUAAGUCGAUGCUUAUUGUUGGAGAAUGGGUCGAUUCUCUUUGA